GCGCGGUGGAGUGGUACACUACUGCGCAUGUGCCGGCCACCAGACUCGCCUCAGACGGAUGUUCAGUGGUUUAGUGGAGCGGUGUCAGUAGGUCGCCCGGUGUCCCGCCAUGUCUGCUCGCCAACUCCGCCGGCUGCCCUCCGCCGCGCGGACCCUCCUUGCACAACCCUCAUGCCUCUGCUCCAGGCAGUACAGCCAAGUUAGACCAAUAUAUGUCAUCAAAGACGGAAAGUGGCGACAAUCCGCGCCAAGUUUCUAUGCACACCAGGCGAUUGAUUUAAGGAGCAGACAGUACUCAUUUGUGCACAACCUCGACCCUGCGGUGCGCGAAGGAUCCCACAAAAAUUCAGAUGAUGUCCUAUUCGACAUGUUUAAAAAUGAAGACACCGGACUACUGCCAGUGGGAAAAUUUUUGGCCGCCUUGAGAACAACAGGAAUAAGGAAGAAUGAUCCACGAAUUAAAGAAGUCAUGCAUAAUUUAUACAAAGUACACAAGCAAUUAAAUUUCGAGGGAGGCUCUCCAGAGACUUUGAAAUUAGAUAGAAAAACUUUUAAAGAGGUGAUUGCACCCAACAUAGUCUUGAUAACGAGGGCGUUCCGCAGUCAGUUUGUCAUCCCAGACUUCCAAGAUUUCAUUAAAGAUAUAGAGGAAAUGUACUGGUCAGCCAAAAGCAACACUGACGGUAAAGUGGCCAGCUACAUCCCUCAGUUAGCACGAGCAAGCCCGGAUAAUUGGGGCAUUAGUGUGUGCACCAUCGACGGACAACGCUUUUCUAUUGGUGACGUGAACGUCCCCUUCACUCUACAGUCGUGUAGCAAGCCGCUGACAUACGCGAUGGCUCUAGAAACGUUAGGCCCUGACGUGGUACACAAGUAUGUUGGCACCGAGCCCAGCGGCAGAAACUUCAAUGAGCUUGUGUUGGACCACAACAUGAAACCACACAACCCGAUGAUUAACGCUGGUGCAAUUCUCGUUUGCUCAUUGCUCAAAAGCUUAGAUAAACCUGAGAUGACGUUGGCAGAGAAGUUCGACUACGUGAUGUCUUUCUUCAGCCGGCUGGCGGGUAACGAGGUUUUGGGUUUCAAUAAUGCUGUAUUUCUGUCUGAGCGCGAGGCAGCAGACCGAAAUUACGCGCUUGGCUUUUACAUGCGCGAGCACAAAUGUUACCCUGAGAAAACAAACCUACGGGAAUGUAUGGAUUUCUAUUUCCAGUGUUGUUCCAUGGAAGCGAAUUGCGACAUCAUGUCAAUUAUGGCAGCUACGUUGGCCAACGGUGGGAUCUGCCCCAUAACCGACGAAAAAGUGCUUCGUCCGGACUCAGUUCGCAACGUAUUGUCGCUGAUGCACAGCUGCGGCAUGUACGACUAUUCCGGACAAUUUGCCUUCAAAGUUGGUAUUCCUGCGAAGUCAGGGGUUUCUGGAGGCAUGCUCAUUGUAGUCCCCAAUGUCAUGGGAAUUUGCACUUGGUCUCCUCCACUCGAUUCCCUCGGAAACAGCUGUCGGGGCAUACAGUUCUGCGACGAGUUAAUCCAACGCUUCAACUUCCAUAAGUACGAUAAUAUUCGCUACGCUAGUCACAAGAAGGAUCCUCGCCGAUACAAGUUCGAGUCUACAGGAUUGAGCAUAGUCAACUUACUGUUUUCAGCAGCUAGUGGGGACAUUAGUGCUUUGAGAAGGCACCAUCUAUCCGGAAUGGACAUGACGCUGUCGGACUACGAUGGGCGCACGGCGCUCCACCUGGCGGCGGCGGAGGGCCACCUCGGCUGCGUGGACUUCCUCCUAGCCCAGUGCGGCGUCCCGCACGACCCUCGCGACCGCUGGGGCAGCCGUCCGCUCAACGAGGCCGAGACCUUCGGACACACCGGCGUCGUACAGUACCUCAAGGAAUGGGAACACUCACACCCCAUUAAAGAAGAAGAAUCAUCGGAACAAAAGGACACGGUAGACGAGCUUCUCACCGUCAACCCCGACGCAGUAGACGCCGUCAAGGAUCCCAGCAUACAGGAGAUCAUAUCCAGAAAUGGUGACAAAGUACAAUAAAAGAAUCUCUUCUUAAUGAUCACACCAAUGUAAAUAAUUGAAUUGGAUCUCACAUAAUUACAAAAUUUCGUUACUAGUAGAUAGACAAAUGUUUAAAUGUGGCAAAGAAUUUGAUGAUAAACAGCAUUUAAAUUUUAGAAAUUGUAUUGUUCAAUAUUAUGAUAUUAAUUAUUGUUAUUCUCAAUUUGAUAGAAAGCAAACAGAAUGUAAUUUUUAAAAUUAUUUAGGAAUGCAUAUCCUAAAUUGUAGUGGUUCCUUUGCUAGUCUUAAAGACAAUCUCUGUGUAGAUAGAACGAAGUCUAAAAGGCCCAAUUUAGCUGUCAAUUAUGUAAGGUCUGAAUGCAUUAAUAAUCAGUUCUUAGAUAUUCCAGCUAAGGAAAAUAUAUGAACAUUCCAGUUUAUUGUGAGCUUCUAUAAACUAAGUAUAAAAUGCUUAAUUAAUAGCUGUUUUAUCUUGUGGAAGUAUAUAUUUUAAGUAUAGAUUGUACACAAUAUUGAAACUUAUAAUGACAAUAAGUAUUAUAUGGACUUGUAUUAAGAAUUGUAGUUUCAGAAAUGCUCCUUUCAAGAUUAUUGAUGUUGUCCAAAUGUAUGUCAAUUACCAAAUAAAAUGUUGAAUUUAAGAA
Messenger RNA from Pectinophora gossypiella (pink bollworm), 2667 nucleotides. RefSeq names its product glutaminase liver isoform, mitochondrial (gene GLS). Bases 110 to 2041 code for a protein of 643 amino acids. NCBI's taxonomy places the organism in Eukaryota, Metazoa, Arthropoda, Insecta, Lepidoptera, Gelechiidae. Gene Ontology annotation, molecular function: glutaminase activity; protein binding. The transcript has 10 exons. Gene Ontology annotation, biological process: L-glutamine catabolic process. The record is from RefSeq and is a predicted model, not a curated record.